Messenger RNA from Homo sapiens (human), 6076 nucleotides. It is a transcript of the gene RHCE, whose product is annotated as Rh blood group CcEe antigens. The coding region runs from base 150 to 1427 and encodes 425 amino acids. The transcript has 8 exons. The record is from RefSeq and is a predicted model, not a curated record. Gene Ontology annotation, biological process: ammonium transmembrane transport. Gene Ontology annotation, cellular component: membrane; plasma membrane. Gene Ontology annotation, molecular function: ammonium channel activity. Lineage: Eukaryota; Metazoa; Chordata; Mammalia; Primates; Hominidae.
AUAGACAGGCCAGCACAGCCAGCCUUGCAGCCUGAGAUAAGGCCUUUGGCGGGUGUCUCCCCUAUCGCUCCCUCAAGCCCUCAAGUAGGUGUUGGAGAGAGGGGUGAUGCCUGGUGCUGGUGGAACCCCUGCACAGAGACGGACACAGGAUGAGCUCUAAGUACCCGCGGUCUGUCCGGCGCUGCCUGCCCCUCUGCGCCCUAACACUGGAAGCAGCUCUCAUUCUCCUCUUCUAUUUUUUUACCCACUAUGACGCUUCCUUAGAGGAUCAAAAGGGGCUCGUGGCAUCCUAUCAAGUCGGCCAAGAUCUGACCGUGAUGGCGGCCCUUGGCUUGGGCUUCCUCACCUCAAAUUUCCGGAGACACAGCUGGAGCAGUGUGGCCUUCAACCUCUUCAUGCUGGCGCUUGGUGUGCAGUGGGCAAUCCUGCUGGACGGCUUCCUGAGCCAGUUCCCUCCUGGGAAGGUGGUCAUCACACUGUUCAGUAUUCGGCUGGCCACCAUGAGUGCUAUGUCGGUGCUGAUCUCAGCGGGUGCUGUCUUGGGGAAGGUCAACUUGGCGCAGUUGGUGGUGAUGGUGCUGGUGGAGGUGACAGCUUUAGGCACCCUGAGGAUGGUCAUCAGUAAUAUCUUCAACACAGACUACCACAUGAACCUGAGGCACUUCUACGUGUUCGCAGCCUAUUUUGGGCUGACUGUGGCCUGGUGCCUGCCAAAGCCUCUACCCAAGGGAACGGAGGAUAAUGAUCAGAGAGCAACGAUACCCAGUUUGUCUGCCAUGCUGGGCGCCCUCUUCUUGUGGAUGUUCUGGCCAAGUGUCAACUCUGCUCUGCUGAGAAGUCCAAUCCAAAGGAAGAAUGCCAUGUUCAACACCUACUAUGCUCUAGCAGUCAGUGUGGUGACAGCCAUCUCAGGGUCAUCCUUGGCUCACCCCCAAAGGAAGAUCAGCAUGACUUAUGUGCACAGUGCGGUGUUGGCAGGAGGCGUGGCUGUGGGUACCUCGUGUCACCUGAUCCCUUCUCCGUGGCUUGCCAUGGUGCUGGGUCUUGUGGCUGGGCUGAUCUCCAUCGGGGGAGCCAAGUGCCUGCCGGUGUGUUGUAACCGAGUGCUGGGGAUUCACCACAUCUCCGUCAUGCACUCCAUCUUCAGCUUGCUGGGUCUGCUUGGAGAGAUCACCUACAUUGUGCUGCUGGUGCUUCAUACUGUCUGGAACGGCAAUGGCAUGUCACCCGGCUGGAACCUGGCUGUAAAAAUGGCUGAAGCAGGUGAUGAGGAGCUGAUGUGUUUGGACGUGUCUCAGAGAAAUCAUGGAGGCGCUGGGGUUCCUUCCGGUUCUUGGAUGCCUUCUACAGAGACAACCAUAGCCCCAAAUUAUAGGGAUCACAUAUCAGUGGGUGAGACAUCCUUGCUUGGGAUGAGGAGGGGAUGAGCUGUGUGAAGCAAGGUGCCUCUGUAAUGGGUUCCAGUGAUGUGUCUGCCACUGUCUUAAUAACUGUGCAAUUCUAAGCAGAACCUUUCCUGUCUCUGGGCCUGAGAGUUCCCCUCUGUAAGAUGAGGACUUGACCUAGCAAGGUCCUACUCAGAUGCCUGUAGAGAACAGGCAGGGGAAGUUAGAAAAAAAAAAAGCCAGUGAAGGAAGGGAGCUCUUCAGCUUGCACCCACCAUCACAGUGCAGGGACCCAGGCUCAGUGUUGCCAGAUCCAAUGACUUCUCAAGAGCUCAAAAUCUAGAGUUUUGCAUGUGCUCUCCCAAGUACUGGCAGAAAAUUCAAGAUUGUUAGUAACACUGUGUGGCUAAAUUCUGCUUGUGGGCUGCCUAGAUUCCCAAUUCUGUGAUUCUGUGGUUCUCUGGAAGCAUUGGUUCUCCACAGCACCUGCAUCACUUGGAAACUUGUUAGAAAUGCAAGCCCUACCUACGGCCCCACCCCAGACCUACCCAGUUAGAAAUCUGGGGGUGGGACCUAUCAGUCCAUGUUUGAACAAGCCCCACAAGUGUUCUCUUGCAAGCUCAAGUUUUAGAACCACUGACCUAUAGCCAAAAAAGAAAAAGCCAAUCAGUGGUUUGCUGGUAGAGGAUUAACUUAACAACUGGCUUUCCAUGAAAAUAAAGCCUUGAUUGGUAGCACUUGCAAUUUCUAUGGUACAAACGCUUCCCACAUGACUGAGUUCAAGCUAUCAAGGAGACGUCACUGCACAUGGACUUGGGAAGAGAUGAGAACAAUCAGCCCACUGAGCCUAUGGGAACUGGCUCCAGCACAUCCCUGCAAGUCAACUCUCAUCAGGGUGAGUGAGUUGAGGACCAAGAAGCAGUUAUCCUCUUGCCUUUGCAGGACCCAGGCAAAGGGAAGGGCAUAGUGACAGUGAUGAUCUCUCUUCCGGAAGUCUUUGGUUUGCUGAGAGUAAAAGGCGUGGGCUUCACCAGUGGUGAAGCCAGUCAUGCAGCCUUAGUCCUGGUACUCAAACUCCCUAAAUCUCAGUUUUCUAUCUGUAAAAUGGGAAAAUAAGUCCUAUGUCACAGGGUUGCUGUGCAGAUUUAGCAAUAGAACAUAGCCCCGUUCUUUAUGAUGACUGAUGCUGCAUCAGUAUGGGGACAUCUCUAUGUAAUGGAAAGAUGGAGAGAGGAUUAAGUGCAAAGUCACAGCACUUAAUGGGAACUGUGGAUUAGCUACUUGGUGGCAUUGGGCAAGUCAGUUGACUUUGCAUUAAUUCCACAAACAAUAUUUCCCAAUUUCCUAUUCAGAUGAGCAUAUGUGACUGAGUCAGAUGCUGUGAUCAGAGCCAGGAUGGAGCAUUUCCCACAAACUGUGGGAUUUUUAAGUGAUGGGAAGGCACACUGAAAUGGCAUUGAAUCAUGCAGUUGCAGAUACUCUUUUUCAAUUCUCAGUCCUUUGAUUACAUCAGGGAGAAAAGAAAGUCCCCACUUGGGCUGAGAAUCUCUGCACCCUUCUAGCUCUUGUUAACCACUCUUUUGAAUAGCAGAGAAAACCUCAGACUGCCAUAUCUGGGAGAGAUUUUAGCAACAUUUUGUUUUCAUUGUAUCUCUUUUUACAGCUACCUCCCAUUUCCCUUCUAUUUCAAGCUAGUAACACAGUUUUCUUUUAAAUUCAUUUAUUUAAAUGUAAAAAUAAGUCUAUUUGGAGAAAAAAAAUUUUUAAUAGCAUCUCUGGAAUGCCAGUAUGGCUAAAUUCAUGAAUGUUGUCCUCAAAUGCUGAAAUCUGGGAAGCAUCUGGCCAAGCUUUGUGGACAGGCCUUCCUAGUUUGAAUCCCAAGAGCCACUCAUUCCGAGCCACAAAACAUUGGAAUUCUUGGUUCACUUCCCUAACCUGAACUUGUCCUCUGUGAAAUAGGGACAUUAAUAGCUCACUCACAGGGCUGCUGUGAGGACAUGUGUUGAGCUGAGGGUCUGGCCAGGGGAGACCCUGUGCAGGGAGACUGUUAUCAUGGUGAUGGAUUUCUGCUUCAUUCAUUUCUUUUUCCAGACAGCAUCAUAUAGAAUGAGUUGUGGGGUGGCAGUCAGCAGGUUUGGGUUUAUCCUCUAUUCUGCCACUUAUUACUUAAAAAAAAAAACCCAACUUAUAUAGUAUAAGCUAUAUCCAGAAAAGUGCAAAUAUCAUACAAGUACCAUUUGAUGAAUCUUCUGAUAUCCCCACAUAACCAACACCCAGAACCUCUUCUUGUCUCAUUCCAGGAUAACCACUAACCUGACUUCUAACAGCAUCAGUCAGUUUUGUCUGUUUUUGUACAUUAUAUAUGUGAUGGUUUGAAUGUGUCCCCCAAAUUUCAUGUGCUAGAAACUUAAUCCUUCAAUUCAUAUGUUGAUGCUAUUUGGAGGAAGGGCCUUUGGGAAGUAAUUAGGAUUAGAUAAGGUCAUGGGGUGAGGUAUGAUGGCACUGGUGACUUAUAAGAAGAGAAAGAGAAAUCUGAGCUGGCAUGCUCUUGCCCUCUCACCGUGUGAUGACUUCUCCAUGUCAUGAUGCAGCAAGAAGGCCCUCACCAGAUGGUGGCACCAUGCUUUUGGACUUCCCAGCCUCUAGAACUGUGAGCUAAAUCAAUUUAUUUUCUUUAUAAUCACCCAGUUUGAUAUUUUGUCAUAGCAACAGAAUAUGGACAAAGAAAGAAAAUUAAUGCAAGAAGUAGAGUUUUUACUGUAACAGAUUCCUGAAAAUGUGGAAGUGGCUUUGGAACUGGGUGAUGGGAAUAGGUUGGAAGAGUUUUGAGGAGCAGGCUAGAAAAAGCCUGUAUUGUCAAGAAUGGAGCAUUAGGCCAGGCACGGUGGCUCAGACUUAUAAUCCCAGCACUUUGGGAGGCCAAAGCAGGUGGAUCACCUGAGGUCAGGAGUUCGAGACCAGCCUGGCUAACAUGGUGAAACGCUGUUUCUACCAAAAAUACAAAAAAUUAGCUGGGCACUCUGGCGCACACCUGUAAUCCCAGCUACUCAGGAGGCUGAAGCAGGAGAAUCACUUGAACCCAGGAGGCAGAGGUUGCAGUGAGCUGAGAUCGUGCUAUUGCACUCCAGCUUGGGCAACAAGAGCAAAACUCCAACUCAAAAAAAAAAAAAAAAGAAAAAGAAAAAGAAUGGAGCAUUAAAGACAGUUCUACAGUUCUGGUGAGGGCUUAAAAGAAGACCCCAGAACUAGGGAAAGUCUGGAACUUCUUAAUGGUUACUGAAGUCGUUGAGAUCAGAAUGCUGAUAGAAAUGUGGCUGGUGAAGGCCAUUCUGAUGAGGUCUCAGAUGGAACUGAAGAACCACGUGUUGGAAACUGGAGCAAAGGUCAUCCUUUUUAUAAAGAAGCAAAGAUCUUAGCUGAACUUUGUCUGUGCCAGAGUCAUUUAUGGAAAGCAGAAAAUCCGUAGGUCACCCAUGUUGUAGAGAAUGAAAGAACAUUUUCAGCUGAGAAAACUGAGAGUGUGACCAAGCUACCGAUUGAUAAGAAAACUAGUACACAUAAAUUAGCCAGGCGUGGUGGUGGGCGCCUGUAGUCCCAGCUACAUGGGAGGCUGAGGCAGGAGAAUGGCAUGAACCCGGGAGGCAGAGCUUGCAGUGAGCCGAGAUCGCGCCACUGCACUCCAGCCUGGGCGACAAAGCGAGACUCCAUCUCAAAAAAAAAAAAAAAAAAAAGGAAGAAAGAAAAUUAGUACACAUAGAACAAAGCCAGAGGCUGUUCAUCAGGACAAGGGAGAAAAACUCCAAAGCCAUUUCAGAGAUCUUCAAGACUGCCCCUCCCAUUACUGGCCCAGAGCUCUAAGAGGGCAGAAUGGUUUGGAAUGACCAGCUGCUGCCCAGGGCUGCCUUGGGUCUCUGCUCCCCACAUUUCUGGUGCAGCAUUCCUCAGCCAUCCCAGCUGUGGUUCAAGUGGCCACAGGUGUGAUGUGGAAGGUAAAAGUCAUAAACCUUGGCAGCAUACACAUGGCACUAAUUUUGCAGGUGUGCAGAAUGCAAAAGCUGAGGGGGCAUGCCUUCUCCCACCUACAUUUCAAAGGGUGCUGUGAACGGCCACCCCAGAGAGCCCCUAGUAGAGCAAGGUCUAGUGGAGCUACAAGGGUGGGGCCACCGCCAAGACCCCAGAAUGGUAGAGCUAUCAUAGUGCAAUGCCAGCUUGGGAGAACUGCAGGCAUGAGACUCCAACCUGUGCGAAGUGCAACAUGGGCAGAACCCAGCAAAACCACAGGGGCAGAGCUCCCCGAAGCUUCGGGGGUCCAAAUUCCAUAGUGUGUCCAGGAGGUGGCACACAGAGUAAAAGAUCAUUCUGAAGGUUUAAGGUUUAAUGUUGUUUUCUAUGUUGGGUUUUGUACUUUCCUGGAACCAGUUACCCUUUUUCCCUUGCCUCUUUUUCCUUUUAGAAUGGGAAUGUCUGUCCUAUGCCUGUUCCACUGUUGUAUUUUGGAAGUCAAUAACUUGUUUUGACUUUACAGGCUUACAGCCAGAGGGAAUCUCCCAUAGAAUGAAUUGUACCUUAAGUCUCACCCACAUCUGAUUUAGAUGAGACCAUGGACUUUGGAAUUUUGAGUUGGUGCUGGAACAAGUUAAGACUUUGGGGGUUGUCUAAGUGUGGUGUUUCAUGCCUGUAAUCCCAGUGAU